Molecule: messenger RNA, 207 nt
Organism: Prunus armeniaca (apricot)
Lineage: Eukaryota; Viridiplantae; Streptophyta; Magnoliopsida; Rosales; Rosaceae
Source: the annotation of a GenBank genome assembly
AUGAAACUACCAUCACCGUCUCUCAGAGAUAAUGGAGACAAUGAAGAUAGAAACCUCAAUAAAACUAAGGAAGAAGAAUUAACACCAAUAUCUCAGAGGCUGCAGCAAAUGAACUGCAUCAGAGGUUUGAAGAAGGUGGACUUACUUGUCAGCAACCCAAUAAAGAUUUCAGAGAUCCCGAUCCCAAGACCUAGUAUGCAGUGGUAA